Molecule: messenger RNA, 2400 nt
Organism: Sphenostylis stenocarpa
Lineage: Eukaryota; Viridiplantae; Streptophyta; Magnoliopsida; Fabales; Fabaceae
Source: the annotation of a GenBank genome assembly
AUGGCGCAAGCUCCAGCGGAAUACCAUUUUUUCAACACGGCAUUGUACGUUGGGGAUCUUGACAGCAGCGUCACCGAAGAUCAGCUCUAUGAUCACUUCAACGUGUUGCUUUAUACCGCAAAAGCAUUGAAUGAGCUAAAUUUCAGUGUGUUGAAAGGCAAACCCAUUAGGGUAAUGUACUCUAACCGGGACCCUACUCUUCGUAGGACUGGUGCAGCUAACCUUUUUAUAAAGAAUUUGGAUAAGUCAAUCGAUCACAAGGAUCUAUUCGAUGUUUUUGCGACUUUUGGAAAUAUUCUAUCUUGCAAGGUUGCGAGGGAUGCUUCUGGCGUGUCUAAAGGUCAUGCUUUUGUGCAGUUUGAUAACGAAGCCUCUGCAAAAGAGGCUACUGACAGGUUAAAUGGCAUGCUGCUCAAUGAUAAGAAGGUCUAUGUGGGUCCUUUCAUGCGAAAGAAGGAUAGAGAGGCUGUUCCUAGUGGUGACGCAAACUUUAGUAAUGUUUAUGUAAAAAACCUGUCGCAUAAAAUAACGGAUGCUGAAUUGGGGACAAUUUUUGGAGAAUAUGGACCCAUUACUAGUGCUGCAGUGAUGAAAGAUGCAGAAGGUAGAUCAAAAGGUUUUGGUUUUGUCAAUUUCACAAAUGCUGCUGCUGCUAGAGCUCGGGACGCUCUUGAUGGAAAGACUUUUGAUGGUAGGCAGUGGUAUGUUGGAAAAGCCCAGAGAAAAACUGAAAGGGAGCUUGAGCUGAAAGAGCGUCAUGAGCAGAAUUGGAAGCGUCAACCUUAUAAGCAAGCUCGGGACGCUCUUGAUGGAAAGACUUUUGAUGGUAGGCAGUGGUAUGUUGGAAAAGCCCAGAGAAAAACUGAAAGGGAGCUUGAGCUGAAAGAGCGUCAUGAGCAGAAUUGGAAGCGUCAACCUUAUAAGCAAGGACGCAAAUCGGGCUGUAUCCGCACUGGUCGCGAUCCUAGUUCCAGGACUUACGAGAUUAUUCCACCGGUGAAUUGGGGGAUUCGGAUUGUGCCGGAGAAGAAGGCGUUUGUGAUUGAGCGAUUCGGGAAGUACGUUAAGACUCUUCCCUCUGGAAUCCAUUUUUUGAUUCCUUUCGUUGAUCGUAUCGCUUAUGUACAUUCGCUCAAGGAGGAGGCUAUUAACAUUCCCGACCAGAGUGCUAUUACCAAGGACAAUGUCACCAUCCUCAUCGAUGGAGUGCUUUAUGUCAAGAUUGUGGAUCCUAAGCUGGCGUCUUAUGGGGUGGAGAAUCCCAUUUAUGCUGUCAUUCAACUGGCACAAACAACAAUGCGUAGUGAGCUUGGUAAGAUUACUCUUGACAAGACUUUUGAGGAAAGGGACACACUCAAUGAAAAGAUUGUGGAGGCCAUUAAUGUGGCUGCCAAAAGUUGGGGUCUGGAGUGCCUUCGAUAUGAAAUAAGGGAUAUCUCUCCUCCACGUGGAGUGAGAGCAGCUAUGGAGAUGCAAGCAGAGGCAGAAAGAAAAACGAGAGCUCAAAUUCUUGAAUAUGAAGGAGAAAGACAGGCACACAUAAACAUUGCCGAUGGAAAGAAGAGUUCAGUGAUCUUAGCAUCAGAAGAUACGAGGAUGGAUCAAGUUAACAGAGCCCAAGGUGAGGCUGAAGCCAUCCUAGCUAAAGCAAAAGCAACAGCUGAGGGACUGGCUCAUGUGUCAGCAUCCCUAAAAGAAAAUGGAGGACCAGAGGCAGCUAGUUUAAGGAUUGCAGAGCAAUAUAUUCAAGCUUUCAGUAAUAUAGCCAAGGAGGGCACAACAAUGUUGCUUCCUAGCUCUGCAUCCAAUCCUGCACAACAAGGUGCACCACCUCGAAUUCUAACGUACCCUACGAGGCCUCCUGAGAUGACACCACAAUUAUUGUAUGGGCAAACACAUCGAGCAAUCAUAACUCAAACUGCAUUUGGUUUCCAGCAACAGUUUUUUGGUGGAGGGACGGGUCCAGCGCCAGUCUUCUAUCCAGUUCUUCUGCCGCCGCCCAGGGGACCCCAAGAAGCAGAUGGGUCCAAGGGACCUAUUUAUCAUAAUCCUCCUCCUGCCCCCAAUGCUCAAAAUAUUCGUCCGGAACCGAAAGGAACAGCUGAAGAAAUGCCCCCUUUUAUUGGCACUGGUCAGCCAAUCCCAAUUCAGGCCCUGGCAGCAGCCGUUGCCAAUGCUACUACUCCUGAUCAGCAGAGGAUUCUGCUUGGGGAAACUUUAUUCCCGUUAGUAGAAAAGCUGGUGCGUGAUGCAGCACCAAAGGUUACUGGUAUGCUUUUGGAGAUGGACCAUGCUGAGGUAUUACAUCUGAUUGAGUCACCAGAUGCUCUCGACACAAAAGUUACUGACGCCAUGUAUUUGUUGAGAAAAUUUGAAGAGAUCAAACAAUCGAUCGACUAA